Messenger RNA from Salmo salar (Atlantic salmon), 2812 nucleotides. The record is from RefSeq and is a predicted model, not a curated record. Lineage: Eukaryota; Metazoa; Chordata; Actinopteri; Salmoniformes; Salmonidae.
GUGUAGAGUUACAUGAAACAGAAAGUCAUCUUUCACACUGCCAUUGCUUAACCUACAGGAGAGAGCACCACAAUGGCAGAGAAUCAGGAACUGUUCUGUUGCUCCAUCUGUCUGGAUCUACUGAAGGAUCCGGUGACUACUGCCUGUGGACACAGUUACUGUAUGGGUUGCAUUAAAGAAAGCUGGGAUCAGGAUGUUCUGAAAGGUGUCUACAGCUGUCCUCAGUGCAGAGAGACAUUUAUCCCAAGACCUGUUCUGAAGAGAAACACCGUUCUGGCUGAAGUGGUGGAGAAACUGAAGAAGACAGGACUCCAGGCUGCUCCCCCUCCUGCUCUGUGCUAUGCUGGACCUGGAGAUGUGGCGUGUGAUUUCUGCACUGGGACCAGAAAGCAGAAAGCCCUCAUGUCCUGUCUGGCAUGUCUGGCCUCUUACUGUGAGACUCACCUCCAAUCUCACCAUGAAUCUCCUGCUUUGAAGAAGCACAAGCUGGUCAAAGCCACCGCACAACUACAGGAGAAGAUCUGCUCUCAUCAUGACAAACUGCUGGAGGUUUACUGUCGUACCGAUCAGCAGUGUAUCUGUUAUCUGUGUACAAUGGAUGAACAUAAAGGCCAUCAUACAGUGUCAGCUGCAGCAGAGAGGACUGAGAAACAGAGGCAGCUGGGGAUGAGUCAGCAGAAGGUCCAGCAGAGAUUCCAGGAGAGAGAGAAGGAGCUGAAGAAUCUCCAAAAAGCUGUGAAGUCAUUCAAGCGCUCUGCACAGGCAGCAGUGGAGGACAGUGAUCAGAUCUUUACUGAGCUGAUCUGCUCCAUUGAGAGAAGGAGCUCUGAGGUGAAGGAGCUGAUCAGAGCCCAAGAGAAGGCUCAAGUGAGUCAAGCUGAAGGACUCCUGGAGCAACUGAAGCAGGAGAUAGCUGAGCUGAGGAAGAGAAGCACUGAGCUGGAGCAGCUCUCACACACAGAGGAUCACAUCCAAUUCCUCCAUAGUUAUCAGUCUCUCUCCAGUAUCAGUGUAUCUUCAGACUUACCCAGCAUCGUUGUCCGUCCUCUUCAGUACUUUGGAGAUGUGAGUAAGACUCUGUCUGAACUGAGAGAGAAACUAGAAGACUUCCUUAAAGGAGAAUGGACCAAGAUCUCAACUACAGUGAAUAUAGUGGAUGUUGUACUGCCUCCAAAGCCCAAGACCAGAGAACAGUUGUUACAAUAUUCCUGUCAACUCACACUGGACCCAAACACAGCAUGCACAUACCUCUCUCUGUCUGAAGGGAACAGAAAGGUGACCUAUACAGACCAAGUCCAACCAUAUCCUGACCAUUCAGACAGAUUCACCAACUACUGGCAGGUUAUGUGUAGAGAGGGUCUGUCUGGACGCUGUUACUGGGAGGUGGAGUGGAGUGGGGAGUGGGUUUAUACAGCAGUCUCAUAUAAAGACAUCAGCAGAACAGGGUCAGAUGGUGGAUUUGGAUACAAUAACAAGUCUUGGAGUUUACUGUACUAUAGAGGUGGUUAUUGUUUCAGACACAAUAACGUUGAGACUGAAGUAUCAGGCCCUCAGUCCUCCAGAGUAGGAGUGUACCUGGAUCACAUGGCAGGUACUCUGUCCUUCUACAGUGUCUCUGACACAAUGACCCUCCUCCACAGAGUCCAGACCACAUUCACUCAGCCCCUCUAUCCUGGGGUUUGGCUUACUGGUACUGUUGAGCUGGUUAAACUGUAGUAGGGUCCACAUAGAUACUAGUCAUGCUGGUGUAGUCUAUAGCUGAGCUGGUUAAACUGUAGUAGGGUCCACAUAGAUACUAGUCAUGCUGGUGUAGUCUAUAGCUGAGCUGGUUAAACUGUAGUAGGGUCCACAUAGAUACUAGUCAUGCUGGUGUAGUCUAUAGCUGAGCUGGUUAAACUGUAGUAGGGUCCACAUAGAUACUAGUCAUGCUGGUGUAGUCUAUAGCUGAGCUGGUUAAACUGUAGUAGGGUCCACAUAGAUACUAGUCAUGCUGGUGUAGUCUAUAGCUGAGCUGGUUAAACUGUAGUAGGGUCCACAUAAAUACUAGUCAUGCUGGUGGUGAUGGUCCCCAGAUGUGAUGAUUUAUUCUACUCUGUUUCAUCUACAAUGAUUUAACUGAUUUCAUCUUCAGAUGUUCUGAAUUAAAAUAAACAUUCAAUGUAUUCAUAUCUAUUUAAAUACAAUGUUUUAAUCGUGUACAUUUCCAUGAAUCAUGAUGUAUGGUGUUGAUGUAUAUUGGUUGUCAUUCAGAACCAUUGAUAUGUUUUCUCAGUUGGUUCUCUGUCUCUAUGUAAUUCUCCUCAGUAUCAUUGAUCAGCUUGUAGGAUCGGCCCUAAUUGAUGUGUUCUCUGUCACCUGGAGCUGCAUGGAAAAUGGUCCAGGAACAAAAGGACAAUUCAGGACUAGUCAGCCCACUACAAGCUGGAAUCACUUACUUUCUACUAAAGUAUAUGGUCUGGUUUCCCAGACACCGAUGAAUCCUAGUCCUGGACUAAAAACAUGUUCAAUGUAGAUGUCCAGGAUACCGGCCCUAAAUGUGUCAUCUUUCAUCCUCCCAUACUGCUCAGUCCAGCAACAUUAAACCUGUCCAGCAGGUGGUGCUAUUGACCAAACAAUAAAACCAGCAGAUAUCUUGACUUGCCACUCAGUAUAUCAGUCAUGUUCAGAAUAGUACUUUUAAUAUCAUUGGACAUCGAUGGUCUUUUUAAUCCACUAUCCAGAGUCAGGAACAGAUGAAGUUAGGUCUGCUACUGUUCAGUGAUUAAAUAUGAUUUAUGGUGAUGGGAAAUAAAAAAUACAACACUAAACUUCA